GUCAAAAUGAAUUGAGGUAGUUUUUCUCAAAAAUUGUGAGCUAACUUUUGUUUUUUACGAAUCUGUUGAAAAACUAUAUGGAAAGCAAAUAAAACACCGAAAUACAAUUAUAGUGUCGCGCACACUAAUUAGCCCGAGGGACAGCGGCUAUUAUAACAUUUGUAUUUCAUCAUAAUUUCAAUUUUUUUGCGCCGGCUUGUCAGUGCCCUCCAAUUGUGCGAAGUCAACGUGCGCGUGAAUUUGAAUAUGAAGUCGGAAGUGGUGCAUAAAAGAACAAAUCUCCUAUUAGAAGACCCCAAAUUUCGCAUACGACCUUUGCAGCAGGUAGUCUCUGCCUGCACAGGUGCACUUAUUACAGCAUGUUUUAUGACGCCAUUAGACGUUGUGAAAACGCGCCUGCAAGCACAACAAACAGCUACAAAUAAAUGUUUCCUGUAUUGCAAUGGCCUAAUGGAUCACAUAUGUCCAUGCGAUCCGAAUAUGCCCAGUAAUCUUAAACCGGAGAAACGUUUGAAUGGCACAAUUGAUGCGUUUGUUAAAAUUACACGACACGAAGGUGUUGGUUCGUUGUGGUCUGGUCUGAGUCCAACACUUGUGUCAGCGCUGCCAUCCACAAUUGUUUAUUUCGUUGCCUAUGAGCAGUUCAAACAACAUGCGCUCGAAUUCCACUACAAAUAUUUAGCCGAGGUGAAGGGCUCGCCACGCGGUCGAGAGAUACCCUUCCAUAUACCAAUGCUCAGUGGUGUGUCGGCGCGUGUUUGUGCAGUCACUUUUGUUAGUCCGUUGGAGCUGAUUCGCACAAAAAUGCAGUCACAAAAAAUGAGCUACGGCGAAAUUAUCUCCACUGUGCGUGUGGUUAUCAAAACGCAGGGUUUCUUCGGCUUGUUUCGUGGCCUGCCACCAACAAUUCUGCGUGACGUGCCCUUCUCUGGCAUAUAUUGGACUUGCUAUGAGAAUAUUAAAAGUAUGUUCGGUGUUCAGGAGCCAACAUUUGGUUUUAGCUUUAUGGCAGGUGCUAUAUCUGGCUCGUUGGCAGCAACCAUUACAACACCAUUCGAUGUUGUGAAAACACAUGAACAAAUUGAAUUUGGCGAAAAGGUUCUUUUCACAGACAAACCAGCCACUAAUGUAUCCAAUAUGAAAGUAAGAGAGCGGUUGUGGUCAAUUUAUCGCUUAAAUGGACUAAAAGGUUUAUUUGCGGGUCUAUGGCCGCGUUUGUUGAAAGUGGCGCCAGCUUGUGCCAUAAUGAUUUCAACUUUUGAAUAUAGUAAAGCAUUCUUUUAUCACUAUAAUGUGGAGAAGCACAAUGAGGCCUUGUUAAUAUCAAACCAAAAACAAAAUGAUGCUUGAAAGUUAUUGAGACGUUGUGAUAAUAUACUUAAUUGCAAAAAAAACUGCAAAACUAAACAGAAAUCGCUUCCAACCUAAACGUUGAAUAAUUACUUGUUUAGUCCUCGUGAAAAGAAUUCUCAGGAGUGGGUGGCAUAGAAAUGAAGUGUAAAUGUAAUAUCUGGUUUGAUGUAGUUCUUAAAAUUUGGCAUUUUUGUUGUUCCUAACCACAAUAAUGAUACCAACCGUUAUAAUGAUAGUUAGCACAAGUUACCUAAUUAACUUUGUAUGUAUUAUACUUAAUAUGAAUCGAAAGAGUUCAAAGAAUAUGUGUACAUAUGUAAAUUUUUAUAAUAUACGUGCAGUGUUCAAUUGUAUGUGAAUAAAAAUGCCUUUAUGGUGUAAAGCAAUAAAUUCAUAAUUCCUGAGCCCAAA
Molecule: messenger RNA, 1764 nt
Organism: Bactrocera latifrons
Lineage: Eukaryota; Metazoa; Arthropoda; Insecta; Diptera; Tephritidae
Product: solute carrier family 25 member 40-like
Exons: 5
Coding region: 247-1350 (367 amino acids)
Biological process (GO): mitochondrial transmembrane transport
Source: RefSeq, a predicted model, not a curated record